AUGACUCAACGUUUAAUCUUUUUGAUUUACCUAUUAUCUGUUUUUAUAUUAGGAGUCAGUUGCCAACAAUUCCAAAUUCCACGUGCAAUCUCUGUUUUCAGUUCAAAACUCUAUCAAUCUUUUCUCAUUCCAACCAACAACAGCAGCACUUCAAAUCAACAAGCACCUCAAAAUCUUGUCUACUCACCAUUUUCCAUUCAUACCGUCCUCUCCAUGACCAUGAUUGGUGCCAGAAAUGAAACCUUUAAUGAAAUUGCACUUGCACUUGGUUUUCCACAAGAUACUUCCUUCCUUUCUCUAAAUCAACCUGAGAAUGUCACUCAAUUCGAACAAUCUAUUAAGGAUUAUUCUCAUGAGUGGAGUUCUCUCAUCACCACAACAAAUGAUUCAAUUCUCAGUGUUGCCAAUGGAAUUUACAUUGAGAAGAGUUAUCCAUUGAGUUAUGAUUAUUUACAAUUGAUAAGAGAUGAUUUUCACUCGAAUGUGAAAUCGGCUGAUUUUUCUGGGAAUGCAGAGGCUGAAAGAGUUGAUAUUAAUUCAUUUGUUUCGGAUAGAACGAAUCAGCUUAUUAAAGAGUUGAUUCCUGUGGGUGCAAUUACAAGUGAUACCAAGUUAGUGUUGGUAAAUGCAAUUUACUUUUUAGGAGAGUGGCAAUCUCCAUUCAGUAAGGAUAUGACAACAAAUGCCUCAUUUAAGCAACUUUCAAUCACCAAUGAAAUUCUUCAACAACAAGUUCCAUACAUGAUCAAGAGGGAUGUUUUCGAAAUGUUUGGCGAUAACGAUGAAUACAAUUGGUUGACCUUGCCCUAUUCCAACACCAAUUAUCAAAUGACUUUUAUUGUUUCCAAAUUUAAUCUUCCAUUCUCAGCUGCAACUGAUAAGAAUUUUGACCAAUUCAUUGCCAACUCACUCUCCAGCUCGACUCCCGUCUUUACAACCACUCAAACUAAUAUGCGUCUCGUUAGAAUUCCAAAAUUUAAACUCGAAUUUGAAUCUGAACUUUCCAAUAUUCUCAAGGACGAGAAUGGUGAUUUCAAAAUGAUAACCUCCUUCGAAAGAGAGGCUGCCAACUUCUCAGCCAUGAUCCAACCCGAUCACCCAAUGAAACCUCUCAUGCAAUUGUGGAUUGAUAAAAUCUUCCACAAGGCCUACAUUCGUGUCGAUGAAUUGGGAACUGAGGCAGCUGCUGCUACUGCUUCUAUUAUUGUUGGACGGACGACUUCGAUUGUGGAUGAGUUGGAUCAGAGAGAUUUUGUUAUUGAUCGUCCAUUUGCGUUUGUGUUGAAGAGAGAUGAUGUGGUGUUAUUUGUUGGAAAGGUCAAUAAGUUGUAUUAA
This is a messenger RNA of Naegleria gruberi, 1335 nucleotides long. RefSeq lists its product as uncharacterized. The record is from RefSeq and is a predicted model, not a curated record. Bases 1 to 1335 code for a protein of 444 amino acids. Gene Ontology annotation, molecular function: serine-type endopeptidase inhibitor activity. The transcript has 2 exons. NCBI's taxonomy places the organism in Eukaryota, Heterolobosea, Eutetramitea, Acrasida, Naegleriidae.